Molecule: messenger RNA, 397 nt
Organism: Chaetomium fimeti
Lineage: Eukaryota; Fungi; Ascomycota; Sordariomycetes; Sordariales; Chaetomiaceae
Exons: 2
Biological process (GO): signal transduction; endocytosis; peptidyl-serine phosphorylation
Cellular component (GO): nucleus; cytoplasm
Molecular function (GO): protein serine/threonine kinase activity; ATP binding
Source: RefSeq, a predicted model, not a curated record
GCCAAAAGUUGGAGGGGAAACAACGCCGGGAAAGAAACUGGCCUGGUGCCAACAGCCGAACACCCUGCGGAGCGCAAGCGACUUUCUCGCCACAACCUGCACAACCAAUUCGAGGCGUGCCCACCGCACACCGCGCGAUCAAAUAAACGACGCGGCCAGCCUAAUGCAAACUACACCGCAAGAUGGCGAUGGAGAUUCACGGCGGAAACAAAUACCGGAUUGGUCGCAAGAUUGGUUCGGGAUCGUUCGGCGAUAUCUAUUUGGGGACCAACAUCAUCUCCGGCGAAGAGGUGGCCAUCAAGCUCGAGAGUCACAAGGCAGAGCACCCGCAGCUUGAAUAUGAGGCUCGCGUCUACAAGUCUCUUGCUGGAGGUGUUGGCAUCCCAUUUGUUCACUG